Chilo suppressalis (striped riceborer) is the source of this 1036-nucleotide messenger RNA. NCBI's taxonomy places the organism in Eukaryota, Metazoa, Arthropoda, Insecta, Lepidoptera, Crambidae. The record is from the annotation of a GenBank genome assembly.
UAUUGGGCGUGACAGUCAGAUAUUUCAUAAGCUAAAAUAUCUGACUGUCACACCCAAUAAUUUGCGUUGAAGAAAGCGUUGAAGAAAAUUGUUUCUACUUUUCUGGAUUGGUCGAACUUGAAGAUGGAACAGCCGACAGUAUUGUGAAAGCCUCAAAGUUAUUGCUUUCUGGUUUGAAUUUGAAUAUAAAAAAAAUAUUGGCUUUGGUACGGAUAACGCAGCUGUUAUGACAGGAAUGGUGUUCAUCAAUUGCUGAAAACUGAAAUUGGCAAAGAUAACUUAGUAUUACGUUGUGUGUGUCAUUCCUUACAAUUAGCAAUAUCACAUGCCUUCGAACAGACACUACCUAGAAAUAUAGAUUUUUUAAUACGUGAAACUUAUAACUGGUUUAGUCAUUCGUCGAAGCGGCAAAUUUAUUAUAAAGAAUUAUAUAACUAUGAACUUUGUAUCAGAUCCCUUAAGAUCCCUCGAUUAUGCUAUACUAGAUGGAUAUUCAUCGAGCCAGCUGUGUGCCAGCAAAAAUAACGAUGUUGGUAUAACUAAACUUUAUGAUGACCUUAUUGGCUUAACGGAAUCUAUAAGUCGACGGAUUCUGAAUUGUACAGCCAGAGUUGACGUACUGACACAAAAUAUUGCCAGUUACGUAGAUCCGUGGCUGUACAUGGGUUACGCUUUUGAGACAAAGUUAAGAGAAUAUAACCUAGCACGAGAAGUGACGCAACACGUUAAACAGCGAUGUGUAAAUUUGACAAGCCCAAGAACAGUGGGCCUGCCAAUAACUUUAAUGAGGACACGGAAAAGAAAAUACCUGAUUUGGAACGAUAUAAAAAUUAUGAAAUUUCUCAAAAAAGAACCGUAUUUAUUAAACUAUAAAACUUCUUAUUCCCAAGCUGCAUUCCAAACAAUCAAUAUGUGAAACAAAUGUAAAAAAUGGUGCCUUAUGAAGACAUUACUCUUUAAAACUUGUACGAGGAACCUAUCGUACUAUUAUACCUGCGAAGGACAGGCCAUAGCCUUAAAUCGUGGUGCUGCUACA